Penicillium oxalicum is the source of this 1077-nucleotide messenger RNA. RefSeq names its product lipase/thioesterase family protein. Lineage: Eukaryota; Fungi; Ascomycota; Eurotiomycetes; Eurotiales; Aspergillaceae. Gene Ontology annotation, molecular function: hydrolase activity. The coding region runs from base 1 to 1077 and encodes 358 amino acids. The record is from RefSeq and is a predicted model, not a curated record. The transcript has 2 exons.
AUGUCGUCGACCCAACCCAAACUCUCGCUUGCAGAGAAGUUCGACAUUCUCCCUGCGCUGGUCACCAUCUUUGUCGGCGCGACCUAUUCGCUUCUCACGGGAUUCUGGCGCAGCGAGCGUGAAGCCAAAACGUUGGCGCUGCAUUUUGGCUAUGCACUUUCCCGUCAGGCCACGGCCAGGUUGUCACCAAAGCAGAUGCAGGCCAUUCUGCCGUCGAGUAAUGACAUAUACAAGACAUACACCAAGCAGGCUGGUGUGCAGCCACUAUCGGUAGAUUUGGGUCAUGGCGCCCUCGGUCACUGGGUAGGCAACCCAGCUGCGAAGAACGUGUUGAUCUGGUAUCAUGGCGGUGGCUUCAGUCUCCCUGCGAACAUGGGAUACUACAAAUUCUACGCGCAAACCAUCGACAAUCUCAAGCGCGCCAAUAAAGAGAUUGCCAUCUUCAGCCUGGAGUACACCCUCGCACCCAUCGCCACAUACCCAACACAACUGCGUCAGGCUGUCGCAGCCGCGCGGUAUAUCAUCUCCGAUCUCAAGCACGAUCCCUCCACUGUCUUUCUCGGCGGUGAUUCCGCAGGCGGCAAUCUCGUCUGUGGUGUUCUCUCCCACGCCGCCCACCCGCAUCCUCAGAUUGAGCCACUCGAACUGAGUGGUCGCAAGUUCGCCGGCGCAAUAAUGAUCGCGCCAUGGACGCUCUUGGACACGGAGUUCCCGCCCGAGCGAAGGAUUUACCAUGGCGGAGACCUGAUCACGACGGCCGUAGCGGGUCCGUGGAGUUCGGCGUAUCUGGGGGGCGCGCAACGGGAUCAUUAUACCGAUUUAUACCAUGCGCCGACGGAGUGGUUCAAGACAUUCCCCGUGGAGAAGAUGCUGAUCACGGCCGGUGGGAAUGAGAUCAUGUUGCCGAUUAUUCAAGAGUUUGCGGACAAAGUGCAGACGGGCUUCCCGGAGGUGGAAUUGUUUGUGGGUCAUCGCGAGUGUCAUGUGGCGCCGGUGUAUCAUUUGGAGAUGGGGGUUGCGGAGGAGACGGAGCAGGGGAAGAAGAUGAAGUCGUGGUUGAGAGAGCUGGUUCAAUAA